This is a messenger RNA of Arachis duranensis, 713 nucleotides long. RefSeq lists its product as uncharacterized. Bases 133 to 486 code for a protein of 117 amino acids. The transcript has 2 exons. Lineage: Eukaryota; Viridiplantae; Streptophyta; Magnoliopsida; Fabales; Fabaceae. The record is from RefSeq and is a predicted model, not a curated record.
CCAAAACCGUCGAUGAUGUUUGAAAAGACAUGAACCUAACCCACUGUGACAGAGACUCACCUCAAUCUAAUCACCGCCUGUUCGAGAAAAUGACCAUUGAGGCUUUCCUCUAAAAAAACGUUGCCAUCACGAAUGAUGACAUCACCGCUGUUGCUCCUUUUUAUAAUCUUCAUCCUGUUCCUCAUCAGUUCCCGCAGGUGUCCGCCGUGGAAGGCUCAUCCUCCUCCGCGACUGAGCCUUUUGCCAAUGGGAUGCUGCGGUGACAAGUGGAGUCCCAGCAACCUCUUCAGCAUCAGGAGGAGUCGAUGGUGGUGGAGGAGGAGUUGUAGCUGCGGUGGCAAAGGGGAAGAGAAGGGUGGUGGAGGAAGCAGUGGACAAGGCCACACUUUAAUGAGUCUGCUCCUAGGUUCAGGGAAUGCAAACAGGAAGCCAGAAUGCUUAAUUGCCAUCGUAGAGUUAUGUGUGAAGCUGCCAAAAAGUCAUUGAAAGAGAAGAAACUGCACAUUGGUCCAUGGAAGAAGAGUAGAUUCAUGCAACUAAAGUGGUCAGGCUUCAAUCAAACAUUGGCUUUAGCAAAUUCCAUGGGUGAUAUUCCAGCUAAUGAACCUUACCUGAGAAUUUCUGGUGCUCCUACUGUGCUAGUCACAUGAAAGUAAUUGAGUUAGGUGAAGGUUGAAUCCCAAUGGUGGCUUUUGCAGAAGGAUUUUGAAUUG